GACUCUCAUUUGACAUGUGGACAUCAUGCACACUUAUCACCACUCGCGGAUCUGCGUUCUCGAGAGAUCUUCGUACUCUUAGCCACAUCGAACUACGUAUUAUAUUUUCUAGUUUAAGAUUGCGUGGUAUAAGAUAUUACUGCCUGAUUCUCUGCGAUAACACAAUCCUUUCUUCACUUUUAACAUCCAUUACAAUACUCUCCUGAACAUUUUCCUGCAUGGUCUACUUGAUAAAAUUUUGAGAUCUUUGUAUCAUUCAACAUCGUGGACGACUGGCCUUCCUACGAAAGCAAAAGCCAUGUCUAAUUCUAUAUUGAACCUAGGCUCCUUCGCUUGCUUGCUGAGCUUGGGGUCUAUAGUUCUUUGGUACACUAUCAGUGCAGUCUUAGCGUGGUAUCCUCUACGAAAGAUACCAGCACCAUCCUUCCUUGCCACAUUCUCGUAUCUUUGGCUUGCCAAAACAACCUACAGCGGAAAACAGUACUGGAUUCAGCGCGACUUACACAAGAAAUAUGGCCCAUUGGUACGAAUUGGACCAACAGACAUCAUUACUGAUGAUCCUGAAAUCAUCAAAAAGAUAUCUUCAGCUCGCAGCUCUCACCGUCGAGGGGACUGGUAUUUGACCGGUCGAUUCAAUCCAUAUUAUGACAACAUGUUCACGAUGCUGGAGCCAGGACCUCACGCCAAGGCAAAAGCAAGAACUGCUGCAGCAUACAGCGGACGCGAUAUGCCUGACUUGGAGGUCGGUGUUAAUGCUCAGCUGCAAACUCUCAUCGGUCUGAUGCGCUCAAAAUACGCAUCGAAUACUGUCAAACCUCAUCAGCCAUUGCUUGAUCUUGGCCAAGUGUCGUGCUUUUUUACCAUGGAUGUGAUUACUCGGCUUGCCUUUGGUGAGGAAUUUGGCUACCUCAAGGAAGAAACCGAUCAAUACGGCUUCCUUGGUGAGGUACGCGAACUCUGGCCACGUAUGUCAACAUCAGCCGAUACUCCUUGGAUUAGAAAGUUCCUCUUUUCUCCCCCCUUCCUCAAAGUUCUUGGCCCAAAGCCUACUGAUAAAACGGGGUUCGGUGCUUUAAUGGCGGUAGCAGAGCAUCAUGUGGGUAAGAGAUUUGCACCAGAUGCGAAGAAAAAGGAAGAUAUGCUUGGGUCAUUCAUUCGACAUGGUUUGAAUCAGCAGGAGUGCGAAGUUGAAGGCCUCUUCAUGAUCGUCGCCGGAACAGAAAGUACUGCAUCUGCUAUUCGCUCUACACUGGUGCAUGUAAUGACCUGUCCCCGUGUAUAUCAGAAGCUUAAGACUGAGAUCAACCUCGCCGUCGAAGAGGGGAAAGUUUCAAGUCCUAUCAAACUCGAAGAGGCAAAGUUGCUUCCAUUUCUUCAGGCUGUCAUUUACGAAGGCAUUCGUAUGCGUCCUCCUCUUCUGGGACUCUUCCCUAAAAUUGUCCCAGAUGGCGGGGAAGAAUUUCAUGGAAUGUUCAUACCAGCGGGUACAGCAAUCUGUAUGAAUACUUCUUCUCUGUUGAGAUCCACUGCUCUUUUUGGGGAUGAUGCAGAAGUUUAUAGACCAGAACGUUUCAUGGAGCUUGAAAAGUCGAAGAGGGGUGAGAUGGAGCGCAAUGUGGAACUUGCCUUUGGUUAUGGUCAAUACAUGUGUGUUGGAAAAACAGUCGCGUUCAUGGAGCUGAACAAAUCCAUCUUUGAGAUACUGCGAGCCUUUGACCUCCAGCUGUUGAGUCCCGCCAAACCAUGUGAUGUCCUCAGCUAUGGAAUCUUUCUUGAGUCAAACAUGCUUGUUAAAGUUACUGAAAGUGAGGGAACAGAAUACAAAUAGCGCAAUGGGAGAUUCAUUGAAUAUUCAAUCUCAAUCAAAUGUUCAUAGCAGUAUAGUUUAGCUAUCUCAAAGUUGCAUGACUCAUGCAAGUACAAUGGAAAUGCACUCUAGCAAUUGUUUUGAAUAUCUCA
Messenger RNA from Botrytis cinerea B05.10, 1959 nucleotides. It is a transcript of the gene Bcaba1, whose product is annotated as Bcaba1. Bases 299 to 1828 code for a protein of 509 amino acids. The record is from RefSeq and is a predicted model, not a curated record. Lineage: Eukaryota; Fungi; Ascomycota; Leotiomycetes; Helotiales; Sclerotiniaceae. Gene Ontology annotation, molecular function: iron ion binding; oxidoreductase activity, acting on paired donors, with incorporation or reduction of molecular oxygen; heme binding. The transcript is spliced from 5 exons.